CAUAUAAGCCUUACUCCAAAGGUAAUCGGUUUUAUGGAAUCCAGUUCUUCCACAGACCAUGCACAUGUAGAUGUUUUCUUGGAGGAUGCAUAUGUGUGUAAAACCUUUAAUGGGCCAUCCAUAUAAAUAAAAUUUGUAUCGCGGGAUCAACUUUAUCUAGACACUACUGGGAUUUGUGAAGCUGGGAGUGAUAACCCAAGAGGGAUUAAUUACCAUAGGACUAAAGCCUAUAUGUCCUGUUUCUCUACUGGAUCUGAUUAUUCUCUCUUUUACACUAUCUGUUCCAGGCCUGAUCAGCUGUGCUGAGUCCUUAGGUUUUGUGCUAUGAGUUGUUUCACCUCUCCCUAGCUCCCAUAUUAAGAGGACGGGGGUGCUCGUCAUACCUUUUAGGGGUUAAAAAAGCUGUUUGGGUGCCUCAAAAGGUCCACAGCAGGAGCUUUUUGGGUACUUUGUAAGGUAUUGAGCCAAACAAAUUUAUAGGAGAUAAUGUGUUGUUUUAGAGUUGGUAGCUCUUGUAGGGGUGAAGAAACAUUUCAAGCCAUGCCCACAAUACAGAAUCUUGGUACCUCUUAGGGGUUCUCUUCAAAAUUUCCGACGAGCAACCCCCGCCCUUUUUAUAUGGGAGUCACCCCAGUUUCAGUUCAGUUCAGUUUCAGUCCGGUCCCAGCAAGGUCACACUCAAAAUUAUUUCAGGAAAUUAGGUUUUUGCCAGAUAUAAGCUCAACCAAACUGUUAAUAAAUGUAUGCCCCCGCCUCUAAAAAAUACAAGCUUAUGAAACUUUGUUUUUUGGAGUUACCAAUGAGUCUAACAGCGAUUUUUUGAUCUCUUCAGUAUUUUAAAAAGCUUUAAGAGCUUAUCACGAACUUUUUGCUGGCCCUUUGUUGUAGCUCACUACAACACGUUGAACUUACUUUACAAUUUGCUAAUGUGAAAACAAGAUCGUCAAAAAGCAUAUACACGCUAAGGAUGUGGGCUUCUAUUACCUGUACGUGUCCUACGCAAGUAGUAAUAAACUAAUAAAAGUAAAUGAUUGACGACAUUUUUGUGUCCGCCUUGUCUUGCCGCUGGCAACGCCGCCAACGCGUGUUCGCGGGAAGCGAGGCGGGAAGCUGACAAUAUAGACCUUGGCGGGGUGGGGAUGGGAUAGCGGAAAGACAUUUUCAGCUUACCAAACAAAUUCUCUAUGUACAUCUAAAAGUGACGAAAUUAAUCCAUAUAUUUGUAAAAAAAUUUCGAUGAACGAGAUAUUGGAGACAAAAACUCCUGUCAAAAAUGCAUAUCAUCUCUUCCCAUUGUUAGCCCCCUCCCCUCCCCUCCCAUCUAGUAUCAACCAAUUCCAUGUGCCGGACUUGCCUGAACUCAUCCCUCGGGAGUCCCUUGUGUGUGUCGGGUCUUUUUACAGACCAUGUUAUUUCCUCUCUGAAGAGUACGAAUUGGCGGUGGAUCUAUGACAGAAACUGCGGAAGAGUCUCUUGAUGGGGAGGGGAGAAAUGGGCAACCAAAAGUUAAACGACUCAAAGCUGUAGAUGAUGUAGGUAUGACAUCCAGUGAUAACGAUGAAAAAGACAGUAUUUACGGUGCGCUUGUGGUUCUUGGUUACAAUGGUUCUCUACCCGAUGGAGGAGAACUCAAGCGUCGUCACCGAAGCUCAUAUAUUUUGAGAAAGAAAGGAUCCCCCUCAGGAGUGCAACCCUACAAAUUGCACCUGGCUUCUUCAAACACUGGAAUGCAGGUGUGUGCAGAUUAAUCGCACAUGUGUGAUUCCAGAAAAUACCCAUUACCAUUCAAUCAUGUAAGAUUUUUUAAUUGGUGUCCAGGCUUUCCCAACCACGUAGAGUUUUCACUACAUGAUUAGAGAUAUCUUCUUGUAAAUCAUUUCUCUUAGAUCAAUCACCUGGUUUCUGAUAUAAGUUUUACAGGCAAAAAGAAUAU
This is a messenger RNA of Orbicella faveolata, 1933 nucleotides long. RefSeq names its product E3 ubiquitin-protein ligase pellino homolog 1-like. Gene Ontology annotation, molecular function: protein binding; ubiquitin protein ligase activity. NCBI's taxonomy places the organism in Eukaryota, Metazoa, Cnidaria, Anthozoa, Scleractinia, Merulinidae. Gene Ontology annotation, biological process: regulation of Toll signaling pathway; protein polyubiquitination. The record is from RefSeq and is a predicted model, not a curated record.